CUUGCCCCACCCAUUUACCACACCCCUUACGAUGGCGUUGUGAGAAGAAGAUUGUAAGGUCAGAGGGCCCCGGAAAAUUUCAUUUCAAAACCUUAGGUUUCCCACCAUUUCUUUCGCCACAUUUUUACAGUUGUUUCAUUCCUGCCUUCCCUUCGUCUUUCUAGGGUUUUGCAGAGAGAGGGGGCAUCCAUGUCGGGCUGACGGUGCAUGGUUUGGUGGCUCUCCGCCUCUCUCUCCAAAAUGACGUCCAAAAUCAGCAGCUCCAAUUCUGGAUCCAGGCCUUCCUCGCGCGUCGGUGCUGCCAAGGACGUUCAACUCAAUAGAGAUGGGGCCUUGAAGCACAUCCAUAGUUAGCUCUAGGAGUUUUGGCUUGUGACUGCAAAAGAGGUUAGGUUGCUUCCUUCCCUGAAACUAUGGUAGCCCUUUCAAGCAUGAUACCCAAAGCUGACAUGGUGGAUGGGCUGGAAUUAUGGGUUGAACUAGUGAGCAAGAAGUGCUCUUCCCUUGGCAAUGCUGGUCAUGGUGGCAGGUGUAUAUGCGAACACUUGUAUGAUUAAAAAGUUCGGCUGAAGAUGACUUUGACAGGGCAAUGUGAAGGCAGAUGCCUCAGUUACUGUGGCUCGUACCUCCAAAAGCAGAUUGUCUCUUGCAUCCCUCAGGGAGUAUCCUCAGGCUGUCAAUCAUAACCCUUUUCAUCUACCUAAUUUGAGAUUCUUCUUUUGAUGUGGUUCAGUUGUCGAUUUCAUCAAGUUUUUGUCACAGUCUGUUGUUGCCCAGUUUGCAUUUUACAAUAUGCAGUGACUUGCAAUGUGACUUAAAUGUACAACCAUCCUAAUUUGUGAACCAUUAAUUAUUACUUAGUAGAUAAAAAUGUGAAUCUUAACAAAUAGUGGAACUUUCCUAUGGAUGUACUAACUUUCUCAGCUAUUACUGUUGAUGGGAUAAGUGUUUUUCAGCUUAGCAUGGUUGAAACAUCCAUUAGCCCGUGAGUAAAGUGUCCAUAGAGACUAAGGCAGAUGGUGGAGGAACAACAUCUGUACUUUUUUAUUUGUCCACAAGCCCAAUUGCAUGGUAGAUGAAUGAUGGCCAAGAGGAAGCCAGUCAAAUCGCUAGUAACACUUUAAUUGUAAUCGAGUCCUUGAGAAAAACAGUUGCUGCUGAUAGAAUUAUUCAUGUAAAGCGAAAAAUUGAAGAAAAUAAGCAGAAGCUGAAAGUUUUCACUGAUCGCAUUCACAACUUGUCGAAAUCUAGAAAAUUGCCUAUGGUCAACGCCGUAGACUCCAAUACGGAUUUGUUGACCAAGAGACUAGAAGAUGCAAUGUGUAUGCUAAGUGGCUUAGAUUUAUCUGCUGGGGAAAGGGAACAGAGUCUUUGUGUUGAAGAGAGUCCAAAUGCCUCUCCAGCUAUUGUUUUUGGUAGCAAUUCUAGUGGAAAAAAUGUCUUUCGUCCAAUUAAGUUGCCUGAAGAACAGAAAAUUCCACCUUACACAACAUGGAUGUUUUUGGACAGAAAUCAAAGAAUGACUGAAGAUCAAUCUGUUGUUGGUCGAAGGCGGAUUUACUAUGAUCAAAGUGGCGGUGAGGCUCUUAUUUGUAGCGAUAGUGAAGAAGACACUAUAGAUGAAGAAGAUGACAAGAAAGAGUUUGGUGAUUGUGAAGAUUAUAUUUUGCGAAAAACCAUUGAAGAAGUUGGAUUAUCCGAUACAGUGCUGGAUAUUCUUGCUCAGCAGUUUCAGACAAAUGCUCGUGAAAUAAAGGUAUUGUCAAACUGCAGGGUCAUGAUCAACUUCAAAAUCCAAUUCCUUCAGGCAAGAUAUGAAUUAUUAUUAAAUCAAGACAAAAGUAAACAAUACACCAGUGAGGAACUCAAUGCGCAACGUGAGGAUGCCCUUGCUGGAAAAGAUCUGGAUGCUGCUCUUGACUCUUUUGAUAACCUGUUUUGUCGUCGUUGUCUGGUUUUUGAUUGCCGAUUGCAUGGAUGUUCUCAGGACCUAGUUCUUCCGGCUGAGAAGCAUCCACCUUGGAGCAACACGAAUGAUGAUGAACCUUGUGGCACACAUUGCUAUCGCCUGGCAUUGCAAUUUGGAACUAAUGGUACUGCUAGUGCAUCUGUGGUUGUAUUAGACGAAAAACCGGUCCCUUCAUUCUUUAGUGCUGAUGGUCAGAUGUCCUUCCAAAAAAUAUCUGGUGGUUCGUGUGCUACUAGGAGGUUAAAGUCACGGCAGACUGAUACUGCUUCUUCCACUGCAAAGCAUUUAUUAGCAAGCAGUAGCUUGGAAGCCUGGUCUAGGAAAACCAACACUUUGUUAAACCAUUCUGGAUCUCCUCUAAAAGCUAAGCAGGUUGGAAUAUAUGGAGGGACUUGUAAGAGAAACAAUAAAAGGGCUGCUGAGCGAGUUCUUGUUUGCAUUCGUAAGAAACAAAAGAAAAUGGCGGUUUCGGACUCAAACACUGGUGUAAGUGGCUCUCUUUGGCCAAGGGAUAUGAAACUUCGAUCUAACUCUCGGAAGGAAAUUUCGGAUGCAACAUCAUCCACUCAAAGAUUAUUUUCGAAGUCUCCAAAAUCCAGAAAAUCUCGAAAGCAAUCUUCCCCCAUCCCUUAUGAUGCCAAUUUGGUGGACGAGAAUGUUGAUGAUGAAGUAAAGGACUCAAUGGAUAAGGAAUCAAAGAUGCAUAGCGGACAAGAGAUAUCCCGAGAUGACAGCUGUGCUAAUGCAAAUGUCCUUAAAUGUGAAGUGAGUAAGGACAAUGCUUGGAAGACCAUUGAGAAGUCUUUGUUUGCCAAAGGUGUUGAGAUCUUUGGUAGGAAUAGUACAUCUUGUAGUAUUGGUUCAUUCCAGGCAGUCGCCUUUAGUCUCUGCACCGAGUUUAUUGGCAGAUCACUCUGUCACAUUGCUAGAAAUGUGCUCAAUGGCAUGAAGACAUGUGCUGAAAUUGCCCAAUACAUGAAUUUUAACGAAAUGAAACCCUACCUCGGAGCAGGAGAGGGUGCGAAUUGUCACAAUGAUGCAUGCGGAAUGGCUGAUUGUGAUGAUAUCUUGGGGACCAAACUACGGAGGCGAUCAAGAUUUUUGCGGAGAAGGGGUAGGGUACGUCGCUUGAAGUAUACUUGGAAGUCUGCAGGUCAUCCAGCAAUUAGGAAACGAAUCGCUGAUCGGAAGGACCAGCCAUGUCGGCAAUUCACCCCUUGUAGUUGUCAAUCUUCUUGUGGAAAACAGUGCAGCUGCCUACAAAAUGGAACCUGCUGCGAAAAGUAUUGUGGGUGUCCCAAAACUUGCAAGAAUCGUUUUAGGGGAUGCCAUUGUGCUAAGAGUCAAUGCCGAAGUCGGCAAUGCCCUUGCUUUGCUGCGGACAGAGAAUGUGAUCCUGAUGUUUGUAGAAAUUGCUGGGUUGGCUGUGGGGAUGGGACAAUGGGCGGCCCCAAUCAACGAGGUGAUAACUAUGAGUGUAGAAAUAUGAAGCUCCUCCUCAAACAGCAACAGAGGGUGUUACUUGGAAGAUCAGAUGUUUCUGGCUGGGGUGCUUUCCUAAAGAAUAGUGUGAACAAGCAUGAGUAUUUAGGAGAGUACACUGGAGAGCUGAUUUCACACCGUGAAGCUGAUAAGCGUGGAAAGAUCUAUGACCGUGAGAACUCAUCCUUCCUUUUCAACUUGAAUGAUCAGUUUGUCCUUGAUGCUUACAGGAAAGGUGACAAAUUAAAAUUUGCAAACCACUCCCCAGAUCCGAAUUGCUAUGCCAAGGUUAUCAUGGUAGCGGGUGAUCACAGAGUAGGUAUAUUUGCCAAGGAACGGAUAUGUGCUGGUGAGGAGCUUUUCUAUGAUUACCGUUAUGAGCCGGACCGUGCUCCUGCAUGGGCGAGAAAGCCUGAAGCUUCUAGUUCAAGAAAGGAUGAACUAACUAGUACUCAUGGGCGAGCUAAGAAGCUUGCCUAGGUUUCAAGAUAUAGAAAUUGUAAUCAUUGUUCUUGCUAACUGAGUUGCAUUUAUUUUCUUAUUCAUUCAUUUAAUAGCCAUGCCACUCUUAUGAGAGGUAGUGGUGAUUUUGUCAUUUAGGUCAGGUCUCAAAUGUGCCUAAAAUGCCAUGAGGCAUGCUAAUUCCUAACAAUGAUGUUUACAGGGAUGAAAGAAUCCGUGUAACAAAAACAAAACUGGGAAUCACAUGUGAAACUUUUUGUCCUUUUGAAUUUGAAUUCACUUUAUUUAUGAUUUGAA
Amborella trichopoda is the source of this 4210-nucleotide messenger RNA. Lineage: Eukaryota; Viridiplantae; Streptophyta; Magnoliopsida; Amborellales; Amborellaceae. The record is from RefSeq and is a predicted model, not a curated record.